Molecule: messenger RNA, 2738 nt
Organism: Talpa occidentalis (Iberian mole)
Lineage: Eukaryota; Metazoa; Chordata; Mammalia; Eulipotyphla; Talpidae
Gene: PPP1CB
Product: protein phosphatase 1 catalytic subunit beta
Exons: 8
Coding region: 94-1077 (327 amino acids)
Biological process (GO): regulation of circadian rhythm; circadian regulation of gene expression
Cellular component (GO): cytoplasm; nucleus
Molecular function (GO): protein serine/threonine phosphatase activity
Source: RefSeq, a predicted model, not a curated record
CGUGACUUGCAGGUGAGGGAGCGCGAGCGUCGCCGCAGCUGCGCGCCGAGAGCCCUUGUUCCCGCGGCCGGGAGGAGCGCUGCUGCCGACAAGAUGGCGGACGGGGAGCUGAACGUGGACAGUCUCAUCACCCGCCUGCUGGAGGUACGAGGAUGUCGUCCAGGAAAGAUUGUGCAGAUGACUGAAGCAGAAGUUCGGGGCUUAUGUAUCAAGUCUCGGGAGAUCUUCCUCAGCCAGCCUAUUCUUUUAGAGUUGGAAGCACCGCUGAAAAUUUGUGGAGAUAUUCAUGGACAGUAUACAGAUUUACUGCGAUUAUUUGAAUAUGGAGGUUUCCCACCAGAAGCCAACUAUCUUUUCUUAGGAGAUUAUGUGGACAGAGGAAAGCAAUCUUUGGAAACCAUUUGUUUGCUAUUGGCUUAUAAAAUCAAAUAUCCAGAGAACUUCUUUCUCUUAAGAGGAAACCAUGAGUGUGCUAGCAUUAAUCGCAUUUAUGGAUUCUAUGAUGAAUGCAAACGAAGAUUUAAUAUUAAAUUGUGGAAGACCUUUACUGAUUGUUUUAACUGUCUGCCUAUAGCUGCCAUUGUGGAUGAGAAGAUCUUCUGUUGUCAUGGAGGACUGUCACCAGACCUGCAGUCUAUGGAGCAGAUUCGGAGAAUUAUGAGACCCACUGAUGUUCCUGAUACAGGUUUGCUGUGUGAUUUGCUGUGGUCUGACCCAGAUAAGGAUGUACAGGGCUGGGGAGAAAAUGAUCGUGGUGUUUCCUUCACCUUUGGAGCUGAUGUAGUCAGUAAAUUUCUGAAUCGUCAUGAUUUAGACUUGAUUUGUCGAGCUCACCAGGUGGUGGAAGAUGGAUAUGAAUUUUUUGCUAAACGACAAUUGGUAACCCUAUUUUCAGCCCCAAAUUACUGUGGCGAGUUUGAUAAUGCUGGUGGAAUGAUGAGUGUGGAUGAGACUUUGAUGUGUUCAUUUCAGAUAUUGAAACCAUCUGAAAAGAAAGCUAAAUACCAGUAUGGUGGACUGAAUUCAGGACGUCCUGUCACUCCACCUCGAACAGCUAAUCCACCGAAGAAAAGGUGAAGAAAGGAAUUCUAAAGAAUCCAUCAGAUUUGUUAAGGACAUACUUCAUAAUAUAUAAGUGUGCACUGUAAAACCAUCCAGCCAUUUGAUACCCUUUAUGAUGUCACACCUUUAACUUAAGGAGACGGGUAAAGGAUCUUAAAUUUUUUUCUAAUAGAAAGAUGUGCUACACUGUAUUGUAAUAAGUAUACUCUGUUAUAAUAUUCAGCAAAGUUAAAUCCAAAUUCAAAAAUUAACCAUUAAAGUUACAUCUUCACGUUUCACAGUUUUUAAAGUUGAAAAGCAUCCCAGUUAAAUUAGAUGUGAUAGUUAAACCAGAUGAAAGCAUGAUGAUCCAUCUGUGUAAUGUGGUUUAGUGUUGCUAGGUUGUUUAUUUUUUGGCUUUUUUGUUUGUUUUUGCUAGAAUAAUGGCAAAUAUUUUAAUUUUUUUUCCCUAAACAUUUUAAAAAAUGAAAUGUGGGAAGAAGAGCUUUAAAGACAUUAACUGUUUCCCCUUGUUUAUUCACCUAUGUACCUGUUUGAUCUUACUAAGAAAACUUUUGCCCUGAUUCUAGUAAAAAGGAAUUUUAGAGAUUGGUAUUUUUAAAAAAUAUGCAAACUGUUCAAUCCAGUGAUUUAAUCAAACAGUCUGGGCAAACUUUACAGCUGAUAGUGAAUAUUUUGCUUUAUACAGAAAUUGCCACUGAUUUGGAUUUGUGCACUCUAAUUUUUAACUUAUUGAUGAUCUAUUGUGCAGUAGCAUUUCAUUUAACUUUAAGAUAAGGCUCAUAUAGUAUUACCCAACUAGUUGGUAAUGUGAUUAUGUGGUACCUGGCUUUAGGUUUUAAUUCGCACGAAACACCUUUUAGCAUGCUUAAACUUUCUGGUAACACUCACCUGCAUUGGUUUUGUUUUUGGGUUUUUUGUUGUUGUUAUUUGUUUUUAGAUCCACAGAACAUGAGAAUCCUUUUUUGACAAGCCUUGGAAAGCUGACACUCUUUUCCUCCCUCUAUACGAAGGAUGUAUUUAAAUGAAUGCUGGUCAGUGGGACAUUUUGUCAACUCUUGGGUGCUUAACUGUCUAAAAUUGCCAUGUGACUGUUGUAUACGAUUGUAAGGCUUAUGUCACUAAAGAUUUUUAUUCUGAUUUUUCAUGAUUAAAAUUCAUAUGAUAUUGUAUAGACAUGCUUUGUAGUGAAUUGUAGUAGCAAUAAUUUCUGUACAUGAUCAAGGGUUUAUUGCAGCUUUUCUUUCCUGUUCUCUUUUUUUAAAGGUUAGUAUUAACAAAUGACAAGGAGUGGAAAGAAAGGAUUUUAGAAAGAGAACUUACAAAACACAGAUUUGUGAUUCUUUGGAUGUGACACUUUUGGAUGUGAUUCUAAAAGCUUUUAUUGAGCAUUGUCAAAUUUGUAAGCUUCAUAGGGAUGGACAUCAUAUUUAUAAUGCCCUUCUAUAUGUGCUACCAUAGACGUGAAAUUCCUCACCUUAAUAUUGUCUUUGAAAAUGUUAAAUUGAGAAUUCUGUUAACUUACAUUUUAUGAAUUGGCAUAUUGCAUUAUUGCAAGAUUUUCAGCCCAGUGCAAAGUUCUUUCAAAUGCAUUUGUCUUUUUUUUUUUUUUUUCUAAUUCCAUUUUGUUUUAAAGCACAUUUUAAAUGUAGUUUCUCAUUUAGUAAAAGUUGUCU